AUCCUUGCAGUGACCAGUCCGCUGUUCAUUCCAAACUCUCUGUUCCUGUCUUGCUACGGCAGUUGACGUACGACGACGCACCCUACUGUAUCGCUCACGCUUCGGUAUCGUUCUUUUCGCUGAGCGUGGGCUGGUUACUCGCAACAGAGCGCUUAUCGAACAUCUCGCCACUGCACUACAGAACGUGUCCCUCUUUUCCAUCUUUUCAUACCUUUUUUCUUCAGAUUUCUUUUGAUUAAGUCUAAUCUUCCAACUUGAUACCCGUUGUUCUCGAAGAACUCGAAGCCUUAGAAUCACCAGCACCGUUCAUUCGUGCCAAUUCGUGUGGAUUUUGUAACUACGUCAACCCAUCAUGUCCACCUCAGCUUCUUCCUCCACUUCAACGCCAUCUUCAGCAACAGCCGGGCCUAGUGGUCAAAACCCCCAUCCCUUGCUGGAAAACAACGAAGAAAAGAACAGUGUGGUCAUCAAAGUUGGCAUGGUUGGAGAUUCGCAGAUAGGCAAGACGAGUCUCAUGGUCAAAUAUGUAGAGGGCAGUUUUGAUGAAGACUACAUCCAGACGCUAGGCGUCAAUUUCAUGGAGAAAACCAUCUCCGUCCGGCGGACAACCAUCACUUUCUCGAUAUGGGAUCUGGGUGGUCAGCGAGAGUUCGUCAAUAUGCUACCGCUAGUCUGCAAUGAUGCUGUCGCUAUUCUAUUCAUGUUCGACCUCUCUCGAAAAUCGACCCUCAAUUCGGUAAAAGAGUGGUAUCGACAAGCACGAGGUUUUAACAAGACUGCUAUACCUUUUCUGAUCGGGACAAAAUUUGAUACGUUUGCAACAUUUCCAAGAGACGAGCAAGAGGAAAUCACUAAGCAGGCCAAACGAUUUGCACGGGCUAUGCAUGCAUCAUUGAUAUUCUGCUCUACAUCUGCUUCAAUAAACGUUCAAAAGAUCUUCAAGAUCGUGCUCGCAAAAGCGUUUGACCUCAAGUGUGUAAUUCCGGAGAUCGAGGGUAUCGGAGAGCCUGUGCUCAUAUACGUGGAUGUGUAACACUGAAUAUUGUUCAUCUAUACGGAGUUGGGUGGAGAAGUGUCGGCAGAAUGAGGUGUGUUGCAUGUUGAGGGGAGACGGGGGAGAGGCAUCAAGGCUACCCACCUCUGGGAAUGGUACUGUCUACUGAGAUGCGCUGUUGUAACGCGGGUAGCGAUGCUGAUGAUCUCGACAUGUUUUUUCACACUCAAUUCGCGGACGGUUACGAUAAAUCACUGAAAGGACUGACAAGAAUGCCGCCUGUCAUCUUCUGCCCUAUUUAUUCACCCUUUUAAUUCUUCGUUGGUAUUAUUUACAAUUACCAAAUUCCUUUGUAACUUCCUUUGACAUCCCUAGCACCGACUUCCACCACGUAUAUCGCUCCAUCCAAUCACUAUUGUCUUUUGUGUUGUCGUUUUCUUCGUUUUGCUGCAUUCUUGUCCUUGCUCCUCUAUCGUCCCGCAUCUACAAACCUGUUCAAAAAUAUCUUUUUCUUCUUCUAUUAGCCCAACAAGAUACUCGGAGCGUAGCUUCAACCCGACAUUCCUUUAAACUGGUGGAGGCGGUAUUCUUGAUCGCUGUCACGGUGUAUCCACCUGAUUCCAUCCUGCCAGCGCUCCAAUCUGAUUUCGUGCCAUGCUUCUUCAUCCAUGUCUUCAUGUCUUCACUACGGAAAUCAUCUAUUUAAAU
Molecule: messenger RNA, 1702 nt
Organism: Serpula lacrymans var. lacrymans S7.9
Lineage: Eukaryota; Fungi; Basidiomycota; Agaricomycetes; Boletales; Serpulaceae
Exons: 5
Coding region: 353-1033 (226 amino acids)
Molecular function (GO): GTP binding; GTPase activity
Source: RefSeq, a predicted model, not a curated record